AUGGCGCAUUACCGCCGCUGUCUGGUCUGGAGAUGCCAACCGAGUUGCAGUGCUGUUGUGUUGACUGGAUGUUCUGUCGUUGCAGUCACUCUGUCUAACAUCACGCAGCUGGUCCUCAGCCACAACAAGCUCACAGCGGUGCCUGCUAACAUCUCCGAGCUAAAGAACCUGGAGGUUCUGAACAUGUUCAACAACCAGAUAGAAGAGCUGCCCACUCAGAUCAGCAGUCUUCAGAAGCUGAAACACCUCAACCUUGGAAUGAACCGUCUGAGCGGAUUGCCCAGAGGAUUUGGUUCAUUGCCAUCUCUGGAAGUGUUGGACUUGACCUACAACAACCUGGACCAGAACUCGCUGCCCGGAAACUUCUUCUACCUCACCACACUUCGCGCUCUCUAUCUGAGUGACAAUGACUUCGAGGCCCUGCCUGCCGACAUCGGGAAGCUGACCAAGCUGCAAAUAUUGAGUCUGAGAGAUAACGAUCUGAUCUCGUUGCCCAAGGAGAUCGGGGAGUUGGCUCAACUCAAGGAGCUUCACAUCCAGGGCAACCGACUGACCGUCCUGCCCCCUGAACUCGGUAAUCUGGAUCUGACUGGUCCUAAGCAGGUGUUUAAAGCAGAGAAUAAUCCCUGGGUCACUCCCAUCGCGGACCAGUUCCAGCUGGGCGUCUCCCAUGUGUUUGAAUAUGUGCGCUCCGAGACUUAUAAGUAUCUCUACGGCAGACACAUGCAGGCUAACCCCGAACCACCGAAGAAGAACAACGAUAAGAGUAAGAAAAUCAGCCGCAAACCGCUGGCCGCCAAGAACAAAUGAAGAGGAGACUGAGGAUGGAGAUGAAUGCAAGCUCAGCCUGUCAGACUCACUGCAUGUGCCUUCUUUUCUUCUCUCUUUUUUUAUUGUUUUUUUAUUGUU
This is a messenger RNA of Etheostoma cragini (Arkansas darter), 909 nucleotides long. RefSeq names its product Ras suppressor protein 1 (gene rsu1). Gene Ontology annotation, molecular function: protein binding. Bases 1 to 810 code for a protein of 269 amino acids. The transcript is spliced from 8 exons. NCBI's taxonomy places the organism in Eukaryota, Metazoa, Chordata, Actinopteri, Perciformes, Percidae. The record is from RefSeq and is a predicted model, not a curated record.